Theobroma cacao (cacao) is the source of this 1682-nucleotide messenger RNA. It is a transcript of the gene LPA3, whose product is annotated as Low PSII Accumulation 3. NCBI's taxonomy places the organism in Eukaryota, Viridiplantae, Streptophyta, Magnoliopsida, Malvales, Malvaceae. The record is from RefSeq and is a predicted model, not a curated record.
UUUUAGACAAUUUUCCGUCCCCCUACUUCUUCUCUUUCAGCAAAACCAGCUGAGUUCCAACGGCCAUGACUUUCAUGGCCUUGUCUUUCUCUUCACCUCUCUCUAUCUAUCCGCCUCGCCCCGCUUUCAUUCCUCUUCAUCUCCCUUCUCAUCAUUUUCCCGCUCUCUCUCCAAAACAUAGGAUAAGUAUCCAAUGCGCAACCAGAGACAACACAGAAGCAAACCCACCCGCAGCAUCCACCCAGAGCUAUGAUCCGAAGAAAGGAGUGCCGCUUUAUAAGCCUAAGUCAUACGAUGUUCUUGUAACCGACGCUGCUAACUCUCUCGCUUUUGCUCUUCAAGAUGGCAAAACCCGCCUCGAGAUUGAUUUCCCGCCCUUGCCAAGCAACAUUUCUUCUUAUAAGGGAUCUUCAGAUGAGUUCAUUGAUGCCAACAUUCAACUUGCCUUGGCUGUUGUCAGGAAACUCCAACAAAAAAGGGAAACUCGAGCUUGCAUAGUGUUUCCUGACAAGCCAGAAAAACGCAGGGCCUCUCAGCUUUUCAAAACAGCUCUUGACUCGAUUGAUGGUAUAUCUAUAGGUUCCCUUGACGAUGUCCCUAGUGGUGCUGUCACUACAUUCUUCAAAUCUAUCAAGAACACUCUGGAUUUUGAUUUUCAAGAUGAAAAUGAAGGUCGUUGGGAACCUAAGGAGCCACCAACUCUUUAUAUAUUUAUUAACUGUAGCACACGUGAACUUUCUGUUAUAGAGAAGUAUGUGGAGAUAUAUGCCCUGUCAACCCCAACACUUCUAUUCAAUCUUGAACUUGACACUUUGCGUGCUGACUUGGGUCUUCUGGGAUUUCCUCCCAAAGAUUUGCACUAUCGAUUUCUUUCUCAAUUCAUCCCAGCAUUCUAUAUACGAAUCAGGGAGUACUCCAAGACAGUAGCAGUAGCACCUUUUGUUGUGAAUUACAGUGGAGCGCUAUUUCGCCAAUAUCCUGGACCUUGGCAGGUGAUGCUUAAGCAAUCAGAUGGUUCUUAUGCCUGUGUAGCUGAGAGUGCAACACGCUUCACUCUUGGAGAGACCAAGGAAGAACUGUUGAGGGUCCUUGGAUUGCAAGAGGAACAAGGAAGCCAACUAGAAUUUCUUCGCAGAGGCUACAAGAAAUUAGGUUCACAUCUUGCGUGGGAUUACUCAAAAAUACACAUAUAUUUUGGCAACAUAGCGUGAAUAGAAAGAACCUAGGGAAAACAGGUUGGAAAUUAGGUUUCCUUUCCUGUAACCAAGUCAUCUAUUGUUGCAGACUUCCACUUGGUGGGAAGAGGAUGUUGACUUGGAAGCAUCUUCAGCAUGGCGUAGUUGAGUAGCCGAAGGACAGUUAACCACAAUGAGAUGUCACCGUAUAUAGAUGGUGAAGAUGCUUGAUAUCUUCUUUCAAACUUUUUCUCUUAUAUUUCCCUGUAAUUUAUGCCCUUCUUUUACUCAUGAGAAUAAGUAAAAAGAAAAUUCUUUUGCUUUCUUAUAGUCUUCUUGAUUCCCUCUAGUGGAGAAGACAUUAAUGGGGGGAAGAGAACUGCAAUUCAAGUUUGUUCAUAUGACUUAUUGAUAAAACAUCAGUCUUAUGUAAGGUUAAACUUAAAUUCCUGUUAGUUUUUGCAGUGAACUGUUUCAUGCCAUGUUGAACUAGUCUUUCCUGUUCUA